AUGCUCACGUUCCGAAGGUCGCUAAUCGCGGCCCUCCUCCUUAUCACCUUCGUCGUCCUUCUAAGGUCUUCACAUGCGACAUCGUCUCCCUCAUCGUCCGCUGCGCCCGUAUAUCUACGCGAAGGCGACCUUUAUGAUAGCAACGAAGUUUUAGAAGAGCACUCGCCAGGGCCGAAAAAGGAUGCGGUACAGCAGCAGCAGCCGCUCAAACCCUCCCCAAGCGCUCCCCUGCGCGAACGGUUACGUUAUCACUUCCCCUACGAUCUCGAUAACAAAUUCCCCGCAUACAUCUGGCAAACAUGGAAAUAUACUCCCGAUUCUUUGUGGUUCGGUCAAGAGCUGCGAGCUGCGGAGGCAAGCUGGACUGAGAUGCAUCCUGGGUUCGUCCAUCAGGUGAUUCCAGAUGAUACGCAGCGGUAUCUUGUCAGGUACCUCUACAGUUCGCUUCCGGAUGUGUUCGAGGCCUACGAUUCGUUGCCAUUGCCAGUCUUGAAGGCCGACUUCUUCAGAUACCUGAUCCUGCUAGCCCGCGGCGGAAUCUACAGCGACAUCGACACCAGCGCUUUGCAGCCCGCUGCUGAUUGGCUACCCGCGAGCUACGAUCUGUCGACUAUCGGAUUUGUGGUCGGCAUCGAGGCGGACCCUGACCGUCCGGACUGGCAUGACUGGUAUUCGCGCAGACUCCAGUUCUGUCAAUGGACCAUUCAAUCUAAGCCGGGACACCCUAUCCUCCGCGACAUUGUGGCCUACAUCACAGAGGAAUCGCUCCGGAUGAAGAAAGCGGGAAUUCUCAAAGUCGGCAAGAUGGACAAGACCAUCGUGGAGUUCACGGGACCGGGAGCCUGGACGGAUGCCAUCUUCAGAUACUUCAACGACCCAGAUUACUUCAACAUCGAACCGGAUUCUACGAAAAAUGUCACCUACGAAGAUUUCACAAAUCAAAAAGAAUGGAAGAAAGUCGGCGACGUGGUGGUUCUGCCCAUUACGAGCUUCAGCCCCGGCGUACAGCAAAUGGGCGCAGGGGACUAUGAUGAUCCGAUGGCCUUCGUUAAACACGACUUUGACGGCACAUGGAAAACAGACCCAUCUUUAUAA
Molecule: messenger RNA, 1095 nt
Organism: Aspergillus alliaceus
Lineage: Eukaryota; Fungi; Ascomycota; Eurotiomycetes; Eurotiales; Aspergillaceae
Product: glycosyltransferase family 32 protein
Exons: 2
Coding region: 1-1095 (364 amino acids)
Biological process (GO): protein N-linked glycosylation
Cellular component (GO): mannan polymerase complex
Molecular function (GO): alpha-1,6-mannosyltransferase activity
Source: RefSeq, a predicted model, not a curated record